Molecule: messenger RNA, 2137 nt
Organism: Acipenser ruthenus (sterlet)
Lineage: Eukaryota; Metazoa; Chordata; Actinopteri; Acipenseriformes; Acipenseridae
Product: tumor necrosis factor ligand superfamily member 13-like
Exons: 6
Coding region: 598-1386 (262 amino acids)
Biological process (GO): immune response
Cellular component (GO): membrane
Molecular function (GO): tumor necrosis factor receptor binding; receptor ligand activity
Source: RefSeq, a predicted model, not a curated record
CUAGUAGUGUUAUUAUUAUACAUAGCAUCCUAGUUCAUAUUGGAUUCUAGUAGUGUUAUUAUUUGCACUUACUGUAAACUACACUGUGUUUCAAUAUGAAGCUUGCAUUGUAACCCUGCGCUGCCCUGUAACACCUGCGUGAGUCGCCUGGGAUAAAGGGGUCUGCUAAAUCAAUACAGUAAUUAUUAUUAUUAUUAUUAUUAUUAUUAUUAUUAUUAUUAUUAUUAUCUGUGCAGUCCUAACACAUUGCCACUGCUGCAGCUGUGGGCUUCUCCAGCGCAAUGCAACAGCAUUCAUGAGAUAAUGUGGGCAUUGUCCUUUAGCUGGCUUGUGGCACAUGCCAACAGGAUGUGAGUAAUACGCUUUGGCACCCUAUCUGUGUGAUCGCUUGGCUCCCUUUUGAUCCCAGUCCAGCAAUAACUGAAAGGCACACACACAGUCUCUCAACGGGUGCUGUGCAUGCCUGCGUCGCUGCGUUGUCUCAUCCAAUCCUCUCUGCGAGAAACUUCCAAGUUUUUUUUUUCUAGUUUGUUUCUUUUAUACAACUCUGUGGUUGUCUUUUUUUAAAAUAAAUAAACAGUGUGAUCUGUGUGCAAGAUGUCCUGGGAGCGAUGCCAGCAGCCCUCCAGGCACAAGCUGCAGCGCAGCCUGUCUCCUGUGUCUCUCUGCCUGGCCUCGGGGGCCCUGCUCGGGCUGCUGGCCUGCGCCGCUGCUCUCUACGCUCAGCGUCUGCAGAUAGAGGGCUUGCGAGGGGAGCUGGCGGAACUCGGAAUGCUCGUGCGAGCCAAUGGGAGGCCGCAGAACCUCCAGAGAGAACCUUCGGAGGAGCUGGGAGGCUGCGUUGCUGGGCAAUGUCAGGGCCGCUAUGCGGAUUCUGCAGCCGCGCAGCUCCGGGGUGAAGACUCAUCCAGCCGGCGGAGGAGGCAGUCCGACAAAGAGGAACGCGGACGAACACGGCGGCGCUCUAUUCUACACCUGGUGCCGGUUUCCACGGAAACGUACGAAGCUGUGGACAGCACUGUAAUCCUCUGGAGAGCCAGCUCCUUGCAGGGGAACGCCUUUGAACCGAGCCCAGCUGCCACUGCCAUCAAGGAGGAUGGAUUCUACUACAUAUACAGCCAGGUCUUGUUCCACGACUGGACCUUCUUGAUGGGUCAGGUGGUCAUGAAGGUAGGGGGGGGAGAGAGCAGAGGGAACGAGUCGACCAGACUGCUGACUUGCUUCAAGAGCAUGCCGGAGAACGCAGAGCAAGCUUACAACACCUGCUUCAGUGCCGGCGUCUACUUUCUGGAGAAAGGCUCUGUGCUGCAGCUCUCCGUUCCGCGGUUCAACGCUGGGAUCCAGCUAGUGGAUCACUCCACCUUCAUGGGGGUGAUCCAGCUUUAGCAGGGCGCUAGACACACACAGAGACAGUCUGAACGAAUGUCACUUUCACCCCCGCCCCUUUUUUUGAGAAAUGGUUUGUGCCAGAAGACUUUUGUUUUUCAGUGCACGAGGAGAGAGACCCGAGACAAGAAAAAAUAAACCUUACAACAUUAUUUACACGUUUGUAUGUGUGAAGAAUAUUAUGUAUUUAAAAUAAAUAAAUUAAUCAAUAAAUAAAUAAAUAAAUAAAUAAAUAAAUACAAUGUCUGUACCCUUUUAUAAAAGUGCAUUCUAUUGCGCAUUCAUUAUAGGUAUUAAAAAAACUGUAUACAGUACAACUAUAAAAAAUGUGGAUUUCAAAAACUUGUGAUGUCAUAACACAACAUUGUGAUGUCAUAACACAGACUCGUGAUGUCACGGCCAGGGUUGCCUAACAAAACAAAAAAACUACGAGUUUGUCAAAGUCAAACAUGGCUAAACGGAGGCCGCCCGCGAGUCGCGGGGUGAGAGCGGCGAGGUCACGAAGCAACGGAGGGCUUCGAGUUCUUACAGGCGGGAGCGGGGGCUCCCAGGGCGGGAGGAGCGCUCUCUCGGCUCCCCUAACCCGCGGACGGGAGCGGAGCGGGCACUCUCACGCCGCGGUCAGCGUGUUACUGUUCCUGAUGGAAGUGUUCUGCUCCACGAUCUUCCUGCUACCGUGAACUUAUAGCUGAAUUAAAGACAAAUAAAAACACAAUACUCCUGGGCGGCCUCGUUGCAAACAAAAUAGUAU